Cylindrotheca closterium is the source of this 723-nucleotide messenger RNA. The record is from the annotation of a GenBank genome assembly. NCBI's taxonomy places the organism in Eukaryota, Bacillariophyta, Bacillariophyceae, Bacillariales, Bacillariaceae.
AUGUCACAGGCUGCUGCGUCAAAUGAGAUUGUCAAUCAAAUGAUCCGCAAGGAAAAGAAAUACAAGGAAGGCAUUCAAAAAAAUCACGCCUAUGCUUGCACCAUGGCCCAAACCUUGUCCAAGGGAGGUCGUUUGGAAGACUUGCUGGGAGACAGGGUCGAUGACUAUCGUCAAGCACUUCGACAACUGGCAGAAACCAAUGUCAAGCACGAACGUGAAGUGAAUGCUUUUGUUGCCACACUGAAAAAGACGGUGAACCAGCCAGAAAUCACCGAGUAUUCGACCUUUAUCCAGGAAAACAAGGAGCAGGAACUGCAGAAGAUCAAUCAAUCUUCCGUCGAAAUCAAGCAAGAACGCAUGUACUUGGACAUGUGUACAGAACUUGGAGAUGUAUCUGCACAAAACCAAGAUGAUGAACUCGAAGUGGUGGGAGGCAAUGCCACCGUGUCAUUGAAAUGCCCCAUUACUGGAACUCUGCUUCAAGAUCCCAUGCGCAACAAGGUCUGCCACCAUGUCUAUUCGAAGCAUGUUAUUUUGAACUAUAUUCGCAAUCGGAACAAUAAGUGUCCCAAUGUGGGAUGCGUAAAUACUAAUUUGUCCAUUGGACAAUUGGAAGAUGAUCACCAAACCGCUCGUCUCGUCAAACGUGAAAUGAUUCGGUUGGAAGAAGAAAAGAGACAACAAACGCAAAACGCUAUCGACUUUGAAGACGACGAAGACUAG